AUGAGUGACCCGUUUACACGUAUAUCGUGGAUGUUGGAGUCUGCACGUGACCUCACCAUAGAGGCUGCCAUGCUGGCUUCAAGCAGACUUCUGGAGACUCCUACAGCCAAAAGGCCUCAAGAGAUACUGAAGCUUUUAAGCUCCAGAUCUGAUCGAGAUGUGCUUAGUGGGAUGAAAUGUGUGAUGGCAUUGAUAGCACGUGGUGAAGAUGGACAACUGUUUUUCGCUGACGUGGUGAAAAAUGUGACGCUGGCGCUGACGAGAGUUAGAGCUUUGGUGCUUAUCUACUUGCUGAAAUAUGCUGAAACAGAGCCCGAUACGGCGCUUUUGCUGAUCAAUUCGAUCCAGAAACUGCUUAGCGAUAAGCUGGCACACUCGAGAGCGGCGCUGAUAAGAGCGUUGGCGGGGAUCAGGAUCUCUGAGAUUGGCUCUUUGAUACUUCUAUGUAUUAAACGAACUGUGUCUGACCAGCUGCCACACGUUCGGGCUGCUGCUGCUUUGGCUAUAGGAAGGGCUUUCCAUAUUGAGGGAAUCAAUAGACAGCAAUUGACGCUGUUUUUGGCGGCGUUGGUGUCGGAUCAUUCGACUACUGUGGUUAGUCUGGCUGUUAAAGUGCAUGCUAAGCUUCUACCACUGAUUAGUGCUAGUUCGCCAAAGAAAGCAUGGGCGCCUAUUCAUGCUAAUUUCAGAAGAUUGGCUCGUCUUUUACCGGAAUUGGACGAAUGGGCUCAGGUUUGUGUUAUUGACUUGUUUACAGAGUACGCUAGGAAGUUCCUUCCACGGCCUGAACUCACGUUUGAAGAUGGUUCGACGUUACCACUUCCUGAAUUUGCAUCAUUUGCAUCGCUUACAUUGUCAUACACUUCGUCUCUCGACCUGGACCUUCAAUUGUUUGUUGAUUCUUUGAGAAGAUUGACGUUUUCGAGCUCAGAAGCGGUUAUUUUGUCUGUUGCUCGUGCUUUGAUCUUAGUGGCCACUCCAGAACACCUUACUGAGUUUGAUCUUCCAAGGAUAUUGACAAAAUUAGCCACAACUCCAGUCUCAGGCUCAAGCGCUAGAUCUUACGCUUUGCACAUUGUCGCUUAUAUUGCCCAGACGGCGCCUUCCAUCUUUGAAAAGUACUACAAGAAGUUCUAUGUCUACCCAACAGACGACGAUGAGGUAGCCUCCUUGAAAUUGCAUGCUCUUCCCCUUCUUGCUACACAAAUCACGGCAAAGGAAAUCAUUAGAGAGCUCCAAUACAGUGCUCUUAAUUCAGCAUUCCGUCCAAACGUCGCCCACGAAGCUGUACGUGCCUUGGGAAGGUGCUCGCGUGCUUCCAGAGACUGGACAGACCAUAUUUUGCGUUGGUGCUCUUUGCAAAUCAGCAAUGUGGGCGCUACGCCCAUUGUCAGUGAUCUACUUACGGUGAUUCGUCAUUUGCUUCAACUUAAACAGAACCAGGCUGGUUCAGACAAGACAGAGCUAGAGAGCGUGGUGCGUACAAUCUACAAGUUGGGCAAGCUCUUGUACGAUAACACUGUCAAUUUUGACCCAGAAGCAAAGGCUACAAUUAUAUGGCUUGUGGGUGAAUUUACCGAAGCAGCAGAUAACCUUAUUGGUCCAGACUUGCUUCGAAGAUCACUCCAGACAUUCACAAACGAACCUGAAAGCGUAAGGUACCAGCUUUUAAUGUUGGCUGCUAAAUCUUACCUGUAUGAGCUCCAAAAGAACGACGCUGAAAGCUUACCAGACACCAAAUUGGGUAAAAUGUACGCCCACGUAUCGCAAUUGGCUCGCUACGACGCUCUGUUUGACACAAGAGACCGUGUUAGAAUGUUGGACCAGCUCUUGUUCACGCCCAAGAACUCUAAGCUAGCCACGCUUUUGCUCAAUGUUCCUAAACCACCUCCCCUUGUUGGAGCCCAUUUUGAAGAAAACACACCAGACAUUCUCAAAAACUACCUUUCAGCAGACGGAUGGGCGGAUCCAGAAACCUUACCGCCAAGUUCCAUCAGAAAAGAAAAGACAGUGGAAAGUAUUCCUACAAGUUUCGAGAAUGGUGCUUUUGAGAAAAAGACAGGACCUUCUAUUUCUUCAAGCCACCAGAUUUCUUCAACGCUGGCAAAGAGCUUAGCUCCAGCACAAGCUAAACCUUAUAAAUUACAAAGUUUAGACGAAUUUUUCGGCAACGAAGAAUCGCUGUCUGAGUCUGAAUCAGAAGAGGAAGAAGAGUCUGAGGAAGUUUCAGAGAGUUCAUCUGAUGACGUUUCCGAGUCAGGUCUUGACUCUGAUUCAGACGAGGAAGAGGAAGACGACGAAGAUGAAGAACUGGCUGAAGAAAGCGACGAUUCAGCUAAAAGUGGUGAUAAGUUCUUGAAGUAG
Candidozyma haemuli is the source of this 2364-nucleotide messenger RNA. RefSeq lists its product as uncharacterized. The record is from RefSeq and is a predicted model, not a curated record. The transcript has a single exon. NCBI's taxonomy places the organism in Eukaryota, Fungi, Ascomycota, Pichiomycetes, Serinales, Metschnikowiaceae. Gene Ontology annotation, cellular component: membrane coat. Bases 1 to 2364 code for a protein of 787 amino acids. Gene Ontology annotation, biological process: vesicle-mediated transport; intracellular protein transport.